Molecule: messenger RNA, 4522 nt
Organism: Zea mays
Lineage: Eukaryota; Viridiplantae; Streptophyta; Magnoliopsida; Poales; Poaceae
Product: ribosomal protein S3, mitochondrial-like
Exons: 1
Coding region: 2167-3291 (374 amino acids)
Source: RefSeq, a predicted model, not a curated record
AAUCGGCAUCCAAACAAAGGUGCAUGUACGGUUCCUAAGGGAUACAAUUUUGUCCUAAUCAACCAAACAAGCAACGGAUUGAGCAACUAGCGCUAGGCGCAUCCGUUUUCUUGCUUCAUCGAGAAAGAUUAAAUAAGUUGAUAGCGCGAUCUCGUACUAACACAUACUCUCUAAAUAUUGAAGAACUUGCAUGCGGCCACAACCGCGGUAUGAGUUCUGAUCUCAGACUUUGUUUGGGGGCUGCUUGCCCCUUCGCGUCGACAAGGAAACUGUGGACGACAAUGGGUUUAGAAUUAGAAUAGAACGAGGACCCUAUCGAACAAAUAGAGGAAAGGGCAGAAAGGGGCAAAAGUAAAGUCUAAGCGACAUAUGGCACGAAAAGGAAAUCCAAUUUCGGUAAGACUUGAUCUGAAUCGUAGUUCAGAUCCAAGUCGGUUCAGUGAGGGCGACCGCGAAAGUCACCGAAUGGGUUCGGUCCGUCUUUUCCUGAUCUUUGUUUGUCCCCCCAAAGGCGUGAGAGGACGUUGCAGAUGUCCGGGACGGACACGACUUCUUCUAACGCUAGAAGACCACAGGAAGAAACCCGGGACCAGAGCAUGUCGUGAAAGACGCACACAGGGCGGGCGUGCUUCGACCGUGUCUCCGGGGCACAGUUGAAUGUAGAUAUCAUGAACGCGAGGAUAAGGAUACCAGGCCGAGAAACCCGGGCAAGUACUCUACUCCCCUAAUGUGCCGAUCGCUAGCGCAUCCAGGGCCCCGGCGCCCAGCUCCGCUGGAGAGGCCGUCACUGAUCUUAAAAGUGCGUCUGCGGUUCGGAUAGACUGAUUCUGCGAACGCCUAGCCCCAGGAAUCAAGAAAAAAACAAGUGCUAAGUUUCAUUUCAGAUCAGUGAAUAAACCGAAAAAAGAGACCCUUUUCGCUCGGCGCCGCACUAUGCUCCGCUUCAACAAAUGAGAGUUUUCGGUGGAACCGGUGAACCACGCGAGCUGGUUAGAUGCGUGGGGCAGAGGGCUCGUAGUACCUGAUAGCGCAGCUAUGCAGUGGAAGGGAAGGAGCCUAAAUCGACCCCCUUCUUUCUUUUUUAUUCAAAGACAUAAAAGCACAAUACAAAGAGAUUGGACUCUCGGAUGAGACCUUGCAGCUACCGUUCCGACGCGCCCCUGACCCUAUCUUGAUUAAAAAAAACCGAAAACCCUCUCUAAGGUGGAGCCUAGUUGAAGCUGUCAUUCAAAGAAAAAAUGGGAAUCAAAAUCCACUUUUAGGGAUAUAGAUGAAGUCUCGCUCAGUAAAGAGAGUUGUAGAUUCGUAGAAGAGGAUCAGAGUACGCGCGCUACAAAAGGCAGCUAGCCAAUGAAAGUAAGUGGAAAGAAUAUAGUACUUUUGUACUGACCCCUCCGGGGCCCCCGGUUGUUUUGGCGCGCCCUACCCCAACGUUAGACUAUUGCCUUUUUAGCCUACGCUUGCUGCUUGCAGCAUGGAUUCGAUAGAUCUAUCGAAUCCAUGCUUCCCCCGCCCCGAAGCGAGACUCUAUCCAGAUCUCAAAGAAUAACGAGCUAGGCGGCCGGCGGGCAAAGAAAGGGGGCGGGCCGGCCGGUCGGGGCCUUGGCGAUACGUUCUUCUUUCGAAGCGUUUUGCCAAUAGAGCGAGGGCGUCCUUCUGGGGUGGGGCGUUUACUUGAAAAUGACAACCGCCUGUUCCAGCAGCGGGGGCCUUGCACGAAAGCAAACCGCCCGAUUAAGUAGCAGUUGCUUCGCUAAUGGGCCCUGCGAGGGGGGCAUUGUCCCUCAGUUCUUACCAACCUCAGGUGUGUAAUCGACAUCUAACUUAUUAUCUUCUAUUUUUCAUGCAAGCUACUGAGAUAUGCCUCAGCUGUCCAUUUCUUAUUCAUUCAGGGCGCCCCUAGUGGACUUGGCGGUGCUCCUUUCUAAAACCAGAACAACUCUGAACGUUAGGGAAAAUAAGGGAAGACCACCUGAGCGAACCGACCGAAGGGACUUUCUUACUUAUCCGAACGGAACGUUAGCGGCUUAAGCUAAGCCUAUCACGAGCAGCGUUGCUACUUGAUCGGCGGGGAGGAAGAUCUCCAAGUAUGGGGCAAAGGAUCAAGCGCUUUUACUUUGCUUUGUCCCCCGGGAUCCACCACAGGUUGGGUUUGAGAGCCGUGUGAUGGGUGACUAUCUAGCACGGUUCAGAGAGCACGUGUAUGUAGUCUGCGCUGGUGAAUGGAAGCCCCCGCCGCAAAAAAGAAGCGGCUUUUCCCACGGCUCUGUCACCAUUGACUCUAUUUAUUAUUAUGGUAAAUCAUUGUAUCAAGAUGUCAAUCUUAGAUCUUAUUUCAGUUCGAUACGUCCACCUACGAGACUCACCUUUGGCUUUCGUCUCGGUAGGUGUAUUAUUCUACAUUUUCCCAAAAGGACAUUCAUUCAUUUCUUUCUUCCCCGUCGACCACUACGACUAAAACGACGCGACAAAUCAAGACCCGGAAAGGAUAAGGGCCGGUGGUGGGCAUUUGGGAAAGUCGGGCCGAUCGGGUGUCUUCAUUCAAGCGAGGGUACAGAGGAAGAACGAAACGAAGUGAGAGGCCGGGGGGCAGGGAAAAGAGUCGAGUCGAUCGACCGGGAGAAGCAAAACGAAAUCAGGAUUUGGCCGAAAAAGAUGCAACGUUAUGGAUACCAUGACCGAUCACCAUCGAGAAAGAAGAAUUUUUCUAAAUCACUUCGGGUGAGCGGGGCCUUCAAGCAUCCGAAAUACGCCGGGGUUGUAAAUGACAUAGCCUUCCUGAUAGAAAAUGACGACUCCUUCAUAAAAACAAAGUUAUUCAAGUUCUUUUUUUUACCAAAGAAGUCCCGCUCUGACGGCCCGACGAGUCAUCUACUAAAAAGGACCCUCCCCGCUGUGCGCCCCUCCUUGAAUUAUUCGGUCAUGCAAUACUUUUUUAAUACAAAGAACAAAAUGCAUUUCGACCCCGUCGUAGUUCUCAAUCAUUUCGUGGCACCGGGUGUGGCUGAACCAUCUACGAUGGGGGGAGCGAAGGGAGGAAGCUUAGAUAAGAGAAUACGCUCUCGCAUCGCUUUUUUUGUAGAAAGCUCGACCAGCGAUAAAAAGUGUUUGGCCCGAGCCAAAAAGAGGUUGAUCCACUUCAUUCGCCAAGCGAAUGAUCUUCGCUUCGCGGGAACAACAAAAACCACCAUCUCGCUCUUUCCUUUCUUCGGUGCUACCUUUUUUUUUCAAGGGAUGGGGUUGGGGUGUAUAAUAACCCAUUUUAUGAGUAUGCCCGGGAACAACUCCUAGGUCAAUUAAGGAUCAAAUGUAGGAACCUCAUGGGUAAGGAUAAGGUAAUGGAAUUGAUAGAGAAAUUCAUAGACCUAGGUAGGAUAGGCAAAUUGAUAAAGGGAAUAGAGAUGAUGAUAGAGAUCAUACUGAGAAAGAGGAGAAUUCCGUACGGGUACAACUCUUAUUUGAACGAAGUGCAAAAAAUGCGAUCUUUUUUGUCUAAUAGAACAAACACUAAUACCUUAAUUGAGUCGGUAAAGAUCAAAUCAGUUUAUCAAAGUGCUUCUCUGAUUGCUCAAGACAUCUCUUUUCAACUGAGGAACAAUCCAAUCUCAUUUCGUUCCAUUUUUAGUAAAAUAGUUAAGGAUAUUCCAUUAAUAAUGCCAAAAGGGGUGGAGGGGAUACGUAUUUGUUGUUCUGGUCGAUUAGGGGGUGCGGAAAUAGCUAGAACUGAAUGCGGAAAGUAUGGAAAAACAUCUUGUAAUGUAUUUAACCAGAAAAUCGAUUAUGCUCCUGCGGAAGUAUCUACUCGUGACGAAAUUUCAGGUGUCAAAGUGCGGAUCUCAUAUAGUCAAAAUAAGAAGGGACGUGCUAUAUCCGAAACGUACGAAAUAUAGUAAAUAUAGUAAAUGCAGAUGUAGUAGGGGUCGCGAACCGGAUGGUACACAACUUGGUUUUGGAAGAUAUGGCACCAAAAGUAGUAGAGCUGGUCGUCUUUCAUAUCGAGCCAUUGAAGCAGCGCGUCGGGCUACAAUCGGACAAUUCCGUCGUGCUAUGAGCGGACAAUUCCGAAGAAAUUGUAAGAUAUGGGUAAGAGUUCUCGCAGAUCUUCCUAUUACGGGGAAACCCGCAGAAGUUCGAAUGGGAAGAGGAAAAGGAAAUCCUACGGGUUGGAUUGCUCGUGUGUCCACGGGACAAAUCCCAUUUGAAAUGGAUGGUGUGAGUUUGUCAAAUGCUCGACAAGCCGCUAGAUUAGCGGCGCAUAAACCAUGUUCGUCAACCAAGUUUGUUCAGUGGUCGUAACGUAAUUGGUUAGUGGGGAAAAACCGGGCCGGGACUCAAAAUAAUUUUACGAAGUGUUUGUUCCGGAAGUGGAAAGACAAAGAGGGAUAGGGAGCUCGCCUCCUUCUUUUUUGUAAUCGCCGAAAUGGAAAUUGUACGACGACCCUUCUUGUUCCAGGCAUACGACCCUGAGACGUGACGGUGUCACUUUUCCGGCCCGGUAAAGUGACAGUUAUAUAAAAAAGAA